AAUUAAAUUAAAGAGGAGACCGAAAUUCUCGAUAUAAAAAUCAUAUUCUGAUUAAAACAAAUACUAUAUCCUGUUCUGGGCCAGGAGCUGUAUUUAGAAUGUACAAGCGUGUGUGCUUCAUCGAUUAUAGCAGUAAGAGUUUAUCGAUCGGUAUCGGUAACAUUAAUCAGCUGCGUGCGUAAUUAGCGCUUUUGGAGGUCUGAGAUUAAUGUUCUGUACAACAGAAGCACAGUGUAUUCUACGGAUGGUUGAUAGUCACAGUGGGUGGAUCCAGUUUGAAUGGACGAAGAGUACAGAAUGUGAUUUUCCCCUGAAAACAACGGCUGGCUGGAAUCAAAGAGCAAGAUACCUUCUAAAUAAAACGACAGUCAUCGAUUGCCUGCUGAACUGAAGUGAGCAUCCUUGAACAAUGGCCCAUUCAGCAUCCAUACUGUGCAUCAUCUUCACGUGCAAUCUCUUGACUGUAGCCUGGACACAAGAGAUAACCUAUACUGUCAUGGAGGAACAUGAGGCUUACACUGUGGGGAACUUGGCAACGGAUCUCGACAUCGAGACAUCUCAGGACACACGUUUUCAGCUCCUCACGGCCACUUGGGAGAACCAAACUUACUUUCUUCUCAAUGGUGAAACGGGAGAUAUUUCAACCACGCAGCCGAUCGACAGGGAGACCAUCUGUGCUCUCAACAGCGGCACGGCAUGUCAGUAUGAGCUGGAAGUCUUGGUCUCGCCGCUUUCCCAGUAUCACUUCAUACGGGUCACCGUGAUUAUUGAGGACGUGAACGAUCACCCUCCAAAAUUCAGCAAAGCCAUCUUGCCGCUGGAGAUACCCGAAACCAUCGCUCUUGGGACUAAAAUCCCUCUGGAGACGGCAGAGGACCCGGACGUGGGUGUCAACUCCGUGCAAGAGUAUUCCCUGUUGAAUGACUUUGGUGGUAAGUUUGGGCUCUUUGUCCAACGCUACGCCGACAACUCUGUGUCGUUACAGCUUGAGGUAACAGGUGAGUUGGAUCGCGAGACGCGCAGUAGCUAUUUGCUGACCCUCUUGGCUCAUGACGGAGGGGACCCUCCCAAGACAGGCUCUGUCAUCCUGAAUGUCACAGUCCUUGACUCCAACGACAAUGCCCCACAGUUCCUGCGUCCUAACUACGUGGUCAGCAUCGAGGAGAAUGCGGCAGUCGGCACUGAAAUCCUGCAAGUGGAAGCCAUGGAUCCAGACUGGGGCACCAAUGGACAAAUUGAGUACUCGUUCAGCAGCAGUGUGACCCAAGCCACUCGUCAAGUGCUCCAGAUUGAUGAAGUGACUGGGAUGAUCACUGUCAAAGGACUCCUGGAUUUCGAGCAGCAACAGAGCUUCCAACUUGUCAUCAGAGCUGCAAACAGAGUGACCAAUCCAGUACCCGACUUCACCACUGUCACCAUCAACAUCAUCGACAUCAAUGACAACUAUCCAUCACUAACAGUAAAUGCUUUGGAAGCUGGAGCCAACGGCUGGGUGUAUAUCUCUGAAGACACCCCAACGGGCACACCUGUAGCAUUUGUCAAAGCAUCAGAUCCUGAUGGUGGUAGCAGUGGAAGGGUUCGCAUCUCUUUAUCCAACACCCUCUCUGAUUUUGGCCUCCAAGAGGUCAGUGAUGGACAGUACUUCCUCAGCACUCUUCGGACCUUAGACAGGGAAGCUGUGGACGUCUACAACAUAUCAAUUCAGGCGAUGGAUCAGGGAUCUCCACCCAAGACAACCAUUAGCCAUCUUGUGAUUAUUGUCGAGGACAUCAAUGACAAUCCCCCUUAUUUCGCUACACCUAUUUACUAUGCCAAUGUUGAUGAGAACAAUCAUCUGUCCUUACCCGUUGCUACUCUAUCAGCUAGUGAUCCUGAUGAAGGAAUAAAUGCAGAUAUUACCUAUCAGCUGUGGACACAAAGAGACAUGUUUGCCGUUGAUGCUUCUUCGGGAGUGAUAACCGCAGAAGUUGUUCUCGAUCGUGAGGCUCAGUCCUCGGUUAGUCUUUUCCUCAGUGCCUGUGAUCAUGGAGUUCCUACUCGCUGUAGCAAUGCUACUGUCAUCAUUGACGUACAAGAUCAGAAUGAUCACCAGCCUGUUUUUGAAGAACCAGGUUACCAGUUCAGCAUCCCAGAGAAUCAGUUUGUCAAUUCAGUUGUUGGCUUCACAAAAGCAACAGAUGAAGAUACCGGGCCGAAUGCUCAGCUGACUUACGCCAUCAGAGAAGCCGACUCCAAUGGUGCGAGUGAUUUCUUUCACAUUGUUCCACAAACUGGGAAGAUUGUAACCACCAGAGUGAUUGAUUUUGAAGAGCACAAGGAAUUUCAAUUUACCGUGACUGCGGCAGAUCAUGGCAUAGCACCACAGACAUCGGAGGUGCUGGUUAGCAUCACCGUGAGGGAUGAGAAUGACAAUGCUCCUGAGGUUAUCUCCCCAAACAUGGGCAAUGACACUUUUUUCAUACCUCAAUCGGCAGAGGCCGGUUUCCUAGUGGUCCCUAUCCAAGCUUCUGAUCGUGACCAGGGGAUGAACGGCCAGCUCUCCUACAGUAUCAGCGGCGGUGACAUACUUGGCAUUUUUGGCAUCAAUACUGCUGGCCAGCUGCUCACGACUCAGAAAAUUGCCAGCUCGUGGGAAGGUGCUCACGAGGUGACUAUUCAGAUCUCAGAUGGCGGGACACCCACCCAGAUCACUCCUCUGGAGUUGAUUGUAGUCAUCACUGAUUUGGAUUUCAACACUUCUCUCCCUGCUGCAGUGUUCUUUGAACGCUUCAAUCUCACUGCUGCUGAUUUCGGUCUUGAGGACAAAUUUAAUAGUGGCGACAGGGACGAUGAUGGCACUCAGCAUGCAAGUCCUCUCUCCUCCUGGCCUGUCAUCACUGCCAUUGUCCUUGGCUCUCUGUUCAUCCUCCUAGUACUCAUCUUCCUCCUUGUCCACUUCAAGCGCCGCUCCAAGACCAAACCAAAGCAGGUCUACACUGUUCCAUCUGACUUGCCAAGCAGUGAUAGCCGCACCAGCACCGACUACUUCUCCGAAGUGCACAACAUGACUCCCCAGCGGAAGCUGUCAACUGAUUCUUCUCGUCUGUCCGUCACAGCAUCCCUUGGCUCGGUCCAAUCCAAGAAUAUCAUGAAGUGGCGGGCCCAGGCAGCACAGGCUAAUGGAACACUGGAUUCCAGGCUUGGUAACCAUCAGAUGACAACAUUUGGAAGUAACUCCGAUGUCAUGUCUGAUACAGUCGCAAGACGGACACCAGAUACUGAUGCCGAGGUCCAGAAGCUCCUUACCAUUCUGCGUACAGAGACUGAUGCAGUCAGUGAUAACUCCAACAGGAGUAGCUAUGACAGUGGGCAAGGAGAUCAUGACGAGCAUGACUCCACUCAAGACAUCUUCCCAAUCCAGCAUUCUGUACGUGGAGCACCUCGUUCUUCCUCCUGCCCAAAGCUCUCUGGCCUCAGUGGUCAAGGCCAAAUUCCAUCCAGGGACCAUUACAUGGCCAGCCCCCACUGCACCCCAGAAUGUGCCACACUCGGCCACUCAGACCAGUGCUGGAACCACCAAGAGCUGCCGCGUCGACCUCGCUCUGCUUCAGCAAGCAUCAUCCCACAGCAGCCUAUCCACAGGCCAAUCAGCUUGUAUGCUGACAAAUCUGUGGGUUAUGACAUGAACACCCAGAUGCCCAGCAGUAAUAAAGGAAGUGUGUCAUGGUCUGAUGAGACACCUGUCACUAAUGUAGGAAGGGGUUACCGUGAUAACUAUGGCUAUGCAUCUGCUCAGAACUACUCCAGAAGCAACGGUUCAGUAGGAACAGACAGCCAUUACAAUGGAAAUUAUGGAACUGUAGCAAGGGGCAAUUCGGGUAAGCAGCGACAUCCCCUGAACAACUCGCAUAACACGCCUCCCCAGGACCAUGUGAACAAUAAACAUUACCGGAACAGUGGCACGCCACUGAUUCUCUCGCCUAUCACUGAAGACCCAAUGGAAAUCACGGACACAAGAAUGGCAGCACGUAACCGCGAUGCCUAUAGUGAUUACAGCACUUGCCGCGGCAGCGGUGACCAAGUUUAUCCAAUCAGUACAUUGGUGCGGCAUAAGAAUGGUGAGGUCUACACUAACUAUGGACACGGUGAAUUGCAAUCACUGACACAAGAUGCAGUAGACGCUGAUGUUGGGUACCAGACUGAUGCAGCUUCGGGUUACUAUCCUCAAAACAGCGUACAGACAUGCCUUUGAAAAUGUUCCUUCCCACACAGUCUGCUGCCAUGGUGUAAAUAAGGCUGCAUCUGUAAGUAUGCAUUGGCUGCAGCUGCCAGUUACACACAGAUUAAUGGCAAAUGGAUGCCAUCAUGGGCCCUUGGUCUCCAUGGAUACAUAAACGGGCUGCGGCAUGGACAUACAGCCAAGUUUACCACAUCCAUAGACCUAACCAUGGAAUCUGGUUGUGUGUCCUGACAUCUGAAGCGAUGGUGCACGGUGAAGGUGGUGCUUUUAAAAAACAAACCAACCAAGGAUCCCAUCUGGUAAUGUUCCAAAGCAGUGGGGAUACUAAUCAUACUCUGAAAUGAACAAAGUGCCUGCCAUAGCCAAAGAUAUCUGUAUCGGAAAAAAGUAGCGACUUGCCAGGUAGUGUAAAUAUGCAAGUGUGUAUUUUAUAUAUAUUUAUCCAGCCGUUCUUUGUACACGUAUUUUUUGUUGAUUUGCAACUUUUUAUGCAUUAUUCAUCGUAAAGUUUUCAUGUUGCAGAAUUUUGGAGUCUCAGUGGUAAUGCAAAAGCCCUUAAAUGCUUAGCUAAUGUGAAUACAACCUUACUUGUGAUCUCUUUGAGGGAUGUUUUGUUCGAAGUUGUGUGACAUAACUGUCUGCAUUUUGCUAGAUGUUUUGUCAGACAAAUAUAAAAUAGGCCAAGAAUUUAUGAAAAACUAAACGUAAGGGGCAUGUUCAUGUGCUUUUUUUUUUAUCAUCAACUGAAGACCAUGUAUUUUAGAUGUUAUACAAUAUUGGUGAUUUUAAACUUGGGAAAAUGGUUUUUCUGAGUGGUGUUGAAUAUAGUAGCGAAACAUCUAGUCCACUGAAAAACAAACGGACAGAAAUGUUAAGACUUCAUAAGAGAUUAUGUGAUGGGUGCUGUAAGUAUCAGGACUAAUUUAAAAUCUUCCAGGGACCAACUGGGAAUUUUAUCAUUUCAUAGUAAUCUUGCAAUGUACAAAGUAACACAUAAUGUUCGUUGACAUCCUUGCAUUGAGACCUCUCUCUUGUCUGUUGCGCUGGGCAAAACAAGAAUUGUAGGCAAAUUUGCUGCAUUUCUGAAGCAAACAUUCAGAGAGUGGCAACGACAGCACGGAUUGUUCGAGUCCCCUAUCGAUUCCCACUUAACUCAGGUUCUGUAUUGGAUAAUACAAUACAUGCAAUACCUGGCUGCCCAAUCCACCUCCUGUAUACUUGUUCAUGCUUCUCUACUUUGUUAGGGCAUUGGAAGAUCUGUAUUCAAGACGUCAACAUUCAUUGCAACUUUAUGCUAUAUAUACAUACAAAUCAUUGCCAAUUGAACAACCCUGUUUGCAAUGGUCCUUCUCCACAUAAUUUUAUGGUCUUAUUUAUUUCUGCACAUAUUUGAGCAUAAAAAGCAGACAUUUGAAAAAUGAUCCAUUUCUGUAACCUCCAAAAUGGUUUCUCUCAGCUCUGAAAUUAAUACACGUACUGUACAUGUAUUUUUUCCACAUUUUCUAUGCACUUCCUUUUCAAAAAUCCACAAUUUUCAAAGUAUUUCUGAAAUGUUUAUCAUCUCUUGUUACCCCAAAUUCAUCAGAAUCCUUCACAGGCUUUACAAGGUGAAUUUUGAUACUUCAGGACUUCAGACCUCAACUAGGUCCGUAUUUUUAUUCUUGGUAUCUGUAUGCAAUCUCGGGUUACUGCUGUACGUUUAACCCUAACCCCCUGGGGUGUAUGUAAAAUCGUAUUGAAAUUGGAGAAUUUGGGACUGUUAGGGUUAAUUUGGAAUUUUAAUGAGAGAUACAUCUACAAUACCUGCAUAAAUCCCUAUCAUCUGAUUGGUGGAUUGUUGAUCACAUUUUACUUGACUGGAUCCCACCCCCAUUUCAUAUACAGUGGAACGUCCCUAUAACGAGCACCACUACCUGGUAUAUCGAACAUUCGGGAAUACCGAACAUCCCCCUUGGCUCUUGAAUUUUUGGUGCACUCUUGCUGAACGUUUCAGAUUUGUUUUUAAAUAAAAAAAAACACAUUUGGAACCGAUGAUUAUUACUCAAAGUUGAAGCAAAUGGCACUCAUGAUGGAACAACGGGCAGCACGUGACGCAGUCUGUAUCGUCAGUGGAUAGCGUACUGUACACAGCAUGUAAUGUGCCUACAUGUAUAUCCACAGGUGGCCACAUAGACUGGCUGCUGAGUACACGUAUGUCCGUGUAUGCAAUACAAUGUCUGCCGACUCUAGUAUAUAAAACCUUGCAUGAUGAUCUCUACAAAGCCUGGAGAUUUGAGCUCAAAAACCACCAAACGGGAAACUAAUGCAAAGACAGAUACUAGCAUACUUCACUUGCAGGAAGCUUCGAUAAAUAUCUCACUACUUUUUAUUGUUUCCAAAAAUGCUUGGCUGAUCUUUUGUUGCCAAUUUCGGACAUGUACACUUACAGUGCUACUAUAUUGGAAUGGUUCCGGGCGCUGCCCAUUUAUGUAAGUGCCAUUUUAAGAACAGGAACCAGUGGAAUUGUUUCUACAUGUACAUGUCACAUGGGGAUUUUAAGUGAUGAUACAA
This is a messenger RNA of Acanthaster planci (crown-of-thorns starfish), 6769 nucleotides long. Its product is annotated as protocadherin-11 X-linked-like. Gene Ontology annotation, molecular function: calcium ion binding. Gene Ontology annotation, cellular component: plasma membrane. Lineage: Eukaryota; Metazoa; Echinodermata; Asteroidea; Valvatida; Acanthasteridae. The record is from RefSeq and is a predicted model, not a curated record. Gene Ontology annotation, biological process: homophilic cell-cell adhesion.